Molecule: messenger RNA, 3802 nt
Organism: Gambusia affinis (western mosquitofish)
Lineage: Eukaryota; Metazoa; Chordata; Actinopteri; Cyprinodontiformes; Poeciliidae
Gene: plekha1b
Product: pleckstrin homology domain containing, family A (phosphoinositide binding specific) member 1b
Exons: 13
Coding region: 120-1526 (468 amino acids)
Cellular component (GO): cytoplasm; membrane
Molecular function (GO): PDZ domain binding
Source: RefSeq, a predicted model, not a curated record
UAAAAAGAAAUAAACUUUAUGAACAUAUGGGAAAGAGUUGUUGAUUUCAGAAAUCAUUUAGCGGCAGUCAAAAGUGCUGAAAGACCAGUGCAGACAGGAUCUUUGCUUUGACAGCAUAGAUGGAGAAGUUUAGAAAAGGUCAGAGAGAGUUGCUGGAAAAACUGGAUAAAGAGAAAGCGGGUGACACAGUGUCAGGAGUGGAACUGUCAUACUGUUUGAGGAAGUAUGUUAGAAUAGCACACAGCAGGAGCUGGGACAACAAGACAGCAGAGAUGUAUGAGAGUCCCUGUGAUGCCCCAGGGCGGGCCGAGCUGGCCGGGGUCGCGAUGCCGUACGUGGACCGACAGAAUCGCAUCUGCGGCUUCCUGGACAUCGAGGAGAUCGAGAACAGCGGCAGGUUCCUGCGCCGGUACUUCAUCCUGGACACGGAGCAGGGCAACCUGCUGUGGUACAUGGACAACCCUCAGAAUCUGCCUAAAGGUGCGGAUAAUGUGGGUUUCCUCAAACUCACGUACAUCUCCAAGGUCAGUGAUGCUACCAAGCUCAGGCCGAAGGCAGAGUUCUGCUUUGUUAUAAACGCGGGCAUGAGGAAGUUCUACCUGCAGGCCAACGACCAGCAGGAUUUGGUGGAAUGGAUCAGCGUUCUGAACAACGCCACCAAGAUCACAGUGCCAAAGUCUGGAGAGAGCCAGGCCGCCUGUGUGGAGACCCCACAGGAAGCCCUCGGCGCUGCGAAGCAGGUCUCUUACAAAACGGAGAUCAUAGGGGGAGUUCCAAUAAUCACAGCCACGCAGGAGCAGAGCGAAGGCCAGAACGGGUCGGACCGAGGGAAACGGGCUCAGAACCAGCUGCCGUACUUCCUGUCCAGAGGAGCACAGGACCAGUCUUUCAUAAAGGCGGGAUACUGCGUUAAACAGGGAGCUGUGAUGAGGAACUGGAAGAGGAGGUACUUCAUCUUGGAUGAAAAUGCCCUCAGCUACUACAAAUCCGACCUGGACCGAGAGGCACUGAGAGUUAUCCCACUGAAGGAGAUUCAGAAAGUCCAGGAAUGCAAACAGAGCGACCUGAUGAUGCGAGACAACCUCUUUGAGAUGGUCACCAACUCCAGAACCUUCUUCAUACAGGCUGACAGUCCAGAGGACAUGCACAGCUGGAUCAAGGCCGUCUCCGGGGCGAUUGUUGCUCAGCGCGGGCCCGGGCGCUCAGCCAACACGAUCCGUCAGGCGCGACGGCUCUCCAGCCCGUGUAUACAGAGGUAUACUCCGUUCUGCAGUGGGGAAUCCCGCACGAGCACAGUGACCCUCCCUCUCCCACGUCCGCCUCCACCUUCUACUACUCCCUCAACACGGAGCCGCAGCACCCAGAACCCUCAGCGGGUGCUCAGCCUGACGCUGGACACUCGCCACCAGGACAACUUCUUGGGCCUCCUGCCGUGGCGCCUCAGUGGAAUCCAGCCCGUGAUGAUGCCGUUGCCUUCGGCGCGGUCGCGCCUUUCUCUGCAGGAGACGGUGCAGACCUCGAAGUGACGGAGGCCGAGCAGCUCUCCGCCGGCGACGAGGGCGACCCGAACACGGAGGAGCCCGACUCGCAGAUGACUCUGAUGUGACAGCAACCGAUCUUUUGAAUAUUCUCCUGCUAAACUUCCUGGGACUGGGUUUUUUUAGGGUUUUUUUUUUUUUUUUUGCCCCACGCGUCGCUCCGCCUACAAGGUCUUCCUCUGCCGUUCACCUUCACCUCGUCUUCCUGAAUGUCUCUCACAAUACGUUGCAGCAGAAAAACGACGCCGAUCAUAUGGUCUAUUUAAGCUCUCAGCAGGAGUUCGGCGACAAGAGGGCGAAGAGAUUCACUUCUGAAACAACCAAAGUUUAAAGGCUCGCAGAGAGAUGUGUUGAAAGACAUCUCUUCAGUCCUGUGCUUGUUAUCUGCAAGGUUGAGAUUUGAUAUGAAUUUGUGUUGUUUCCUUAUCAAACUGUUUUUUGUUUACCUUUUUCCUAGCUGAGUAUUUUUUUCAGGCACAGUUAAGGAGACAUGUGGAGUCUUGCAAAACUUCCCCUUAAAGAUGUUGGUAACACUUUAGUGGAAGGGGUGUGCAUAAGGUUGACAUGACACUGUCAUAACACCUGUUAUGAACAUGAAUGGGUUUUCAGAAAUGUUGCCACGUUGAUACAAAGUUGACGAUUUUAAUGGACUGUCAGUGCAAGUUUCAAUGCAAAUUAGCAUUAAAAGUGCCAUUAUUUACCGAAUGACACUUCAUGACAGCAGUCGUAAACGUUGGUGAAGACUCCUUCAUGUUUCUGACAGUGGCAUGUCGGUCUUAUGCACACCACGUCAAAUAAAGUGCUACCAAGACGAUCUGGGUUAUAUUUUAUGUCCUAGUCCAACACAAAAUAGUGCAGCGAUGUGGAAGAAAAAUGUGUGGUUUUAAUAGGGGGCGGGAGGGUUAAAUGUAAAAGUCUGAAAAGUGUGGCAUGCAUCUAGAUUCAGUGUCCCACCCCUACCCUUCCCCCCCGAAUUAAUACUUUGUAGAAUCCCAAAGUUCAGCUCAGGGUGUAUCUCUUCACAUCUAUAUAAAAUCUACAUAAAAUACAGAUUUUAAACAGUCAAGGGAUAUGAACGUUUUUAAGAAAGCUCUGUAAGACUCCAGUGAUCCCGAAACUCUGCUGCCACCUAGUGUGCACAAUUAGUAUGUGAAUUAGGUUUUGUUUUUUUUCUUUUACUUGCGUUUGCUUUAUCUGCACUGUUCAAAAGGGUUGCUAUAUAUUUAUUUUAUUUUAUUUUUUGUUUGACCCUAAGCUAAUAAGAUCAAACAAAUUAUACACAGGAAAACAAUAAAAGGAAUAGGAAUAAGGUUACAAAGAAAUAAUAUAUUUUUCACAGCACAUGAGACUGUUUACAUGCAAAGGAAUGCUUUGCGACAUUUCCAGAAACCAUGCAUGUGAACACAUACACAGAGACACAAUUAAUGUGAAAAUGAAGAUAUUUGACCUCAAACUAAGCAGAAAUACAUUCAGAUAACCUAAAAGGAAAAAAAAAGUUUCAACUAUGUUCUUAAAGUAGGUUUGAUCCUCAGUUUCUCGUGUUUAUAUGGCGUAUGUCAGAAUAUAACCUGAAUUAUUUAAGUGAAUUUCUCUUUCUGCACCUCUCUCACUCCUAUGUUAAUCAACCUCUGUUACAGAAAAAGGACCUUUUUUUUUUUGUGCAGUUCGGCUCGGCGGAAACCGUUUGUGACUUUGCUAAAUGUCAGCCUCUGCCCCGAGUGUGGAAGUUAUGCGAAACACGGAAAUGCUUCAGCAUCACGAACUCCGAACUCUGGAAACAUUUCCUUCUUGCUCACCAGCUCCCCUCACCUCACCUUAACUUCCUGUUCCUUUACCUGCCGUCACGUCGGCGUUCUGGACGCCUGACGGUUUGCGUGGAAAUCUUUUGGGACUCGAGCCGUCUCGCAAGGUCGUUUCUCCUCUCGGCUCUCUGGUUGUGGGUGUUUUUUUGUUGUUGUUGUUGUCUUUGUUGUUGUUGUUGUUUUUUUCUAGUAUUGAUAUUAUUAACUUUAAUGAGGAAAAAAUAAACCACACAUAUAUGUUGUUUACUAAUUUUUUUAUGAACUCACGUGCAUGACUGCACCCCUUCACUCCUCCAAAUGUGUUGUUCCCUUUGAUACAUAAGUUGGGUAAAGUGCCUGCGUCUAUCUUUUUAAAGAGCAGAUUUUCAAAACACCGAGAGCUAUUUGAUCCGUUUGUGUGUGUGUAUGUGGGUGAGACUCUAUGACCAUUUUUCUAUUUAUUAAAACAUAUUAAAAAAACAA